UGAGUCACGUGACCAUUGUUUUUCUUUUGACUGAUGCCGUCACGUCAUUCUGGAAAUUAAGUGUCAGGUCGAGUGACCCAGUGUGUUUCUAUACUUUUACACGUCCUUGUUAACUUUAACGAAGAAUGACGACUUAACGAGAGAGUUAAAGGAUUUCUGGAUUUCAUGAAACGACGACAUAAAGAGAGUGGUUAAUAAAAAGGGAGAGCAUAGACCAAAUAUUUCUUUGGAUGGCAUAAACUCUUAUGACCUGAAAGAAUGAGUCAUAGAUGGGCACCAAAUACCUGGGUGAAAGUUGGCUGUCUCAGCUGGAGGAACAUCUUCCACCCGAGGAACAGGGGCCGUAAAGGAUGGCUCUUUAAAGCUAACCAGGUAGCUAGACAAAGGCUUGGACUCCACACCAGCACCCUGUAUUUGAAUACUUCAACCUCACGUUGGUCCACUGGUCUGAGCCAACACAUGUCACGAGUCAGGAACACACUGGACACAGUUUCUAAAGCUGUGAGUGGGACACAUACAGAACUUCUCUCCAAGAUUGCCAAACUCAAACCUAAGGCUUUGAAUAAGGCUGAGGUCAGUGUUGAAUCAACACCAAAAGCUGAGGAGAGUGCUUUUACAGCUACUCCUGCUCAGGCUAAUGGUGCUUCUCCUUCAACAUCCACUACACCCAAACCUAACUCAUCUUCUGCCAGUCCCACCGUUCCUGCUUCUGCUACUGCAUUUGAUACAAGUGCUACUACCUCCACUUGUUCUCACAAUUCCACGCAAGCAUCUGUCGCUGCCACAGUUCUGACUGUGCGGGAACUUAAGGAGAAAAGACUUCGUCGUGUUGUUCCUGCUGUCAAAGCCAGUUUUCCCAGGAAGGAAGAGGAGCUUAACCCUUCAUCAAGUGACACUGAGAAUAAAAGCACAACUUCCAAACAAACCACAGCACUUUUCCAUCCCAGCACCUUUUCAGUCAACUUGGAUGAGACUUACAACUACCUGGCCCAUCACAUCAACUCAUACUUUGGCAGCAGUACAAAGACUCAGGACAAUAAAGUGAACAAUGAUGACAAUUCCUCUGCUUCCUCUCAGGGUCAACAAACUAGUGAGCUCAUGCCAGUAUCUGAUAAAAGAGACCCUGCUUCACCAGCUACUCCUUCUUCCUCUAAGAAGGGUUUUGGACACUACCUGUCCUACUCAGCUCCCACUGUGCAAGCCUUUGUUGGGAGCUAUAUUGCUCCCCUGGUCCCCAGGUUCAGAACAGGUGAGUCCAAGACAGUUACAGUAGAGGAGAAGAAGCCUCAGGAUGCAGCAGUUAAACAGGUUGAUGCCACAAUUAGUAAGGAGCAGAAGGCUGCAGAGGAGAAAGCCAAGAAACUUCUACUCCAAAGGGAAAAGAUCAUUGCCAGGGUGAGUGUGGAUAAUCGAACUCGGGGACUGGUCCAGGCUCUACACAGGGCGUCAGAUGUAAGGGUCUACAUCAACAGGGUGGAGGACCUCAGCUACCAUCUCCUGGAGUUUCCAGAGACCCGUGGUGUUGCUGUCAAGGAGAAGGUUAUCCCUUGUCUCCUGCGUCUGAAGCAGGCCAGUGACCCAGGGCUGAGGGCAGCAGUUAGAGAAGCCCUUGCUCUGGUGGGCUACCACAAACCUGUAAAAGGCCGUGGCAUACGCAUCCUUUCCAUAGAUGGAGGAGGUUUGAGGGGACUUCUUGCACUUCAGACUUUACACAAGCUGGAAGCAUUGACCGGCAAACCCAUUUACAAAAUGUUUGAUUAUAUCUGUGGUGUCAGCACAGGUGCUAUCAUAGGGUUCAUGUUAGGUGUCUUCCAAAUGCCACUGGACGAGUGUGAUGACAUUUACCGGAAGCUGGGCUCAGAUGUUUUCAAGCAGAAUGUCAUUGUUGGCACUGUGAAGAUGGGCUGGAGCCACGCUUUCUAUGAUAGUGAAGCCUGGGAGAACAUCCUCAAAGAGAAAAUGGGUUCUCACCUCCUGGUGGAGACUUCAAGAAACCCUGAAUGCCCCAAGGUGGCAGCGGUGAGCACCAUUGUGAACCGAGGCACUCCUCUGAAGGCCUAUGUGUUCAGAAACUACAACCUGCUGCCUGGGGUUCGCUCACACUACCUGGGGGGCUGCCAGCACCAACUCUGGCAGGCCAUCCGAGCCACGUCAGCAGCCCCUGGGUAUUUCCAGGAGUUCACCUUGGGGAAUGAUCUCCACCAGGAUGGAGGUCUGCUGAUUAACAACCCCACAGCGCUGGCUGUCCACGAGUGUAAGUGUUUGUGGCCUAACACGCCCUUGGAGUGUGUGGUCUCGCUCGGUACAGGCCGCUUUGAAAACCCUGGAAAGAACAGCACCACCUACACAAGUCUCAAAACCAAACUCACCAAUGUCAUCAGCAGCGCCACCGAUACUGAGGAGGUUCACGCCAUGCUCGACGCCUUCCUCCCUCCUGGCACAUAUUUCCGCUUCAACCCCUACAUGAGCGAAGACAUCUCCAUGGAUGAAAACCGACAAGAGAAGCUCAACCUGCUGCAGGCUGAGGGCAUCCGCUACCUGGAAAGGAACGAGGAGAAGCUGAAAAAGGUCACUCGCAUCCUCAUCCGAGAGAAAAGCUCCGUCCAGAGGAUGGCAGAGUGGGCCAGGCUCAAGGCCGACAUGUAUAAUGGUCUUUCUUUUUACUCCUCUAAGCUGUAGGUCCAACACAAGCCACCUUUACCUCACAUGGAAACUCUUCCCUUAUUCUAAAUUGCCUAGAAUAUGUCAUGUUACCAUGAUUAGUGUCAUAGUUGUUGACUUCUUGGCCUGUACUUUCACAGAAAAAAUAUGUAAAUGGAAAAUAUGUGGUAUUGAAAAAAUGUAAGUAUUUGUUAAGCUAAGCUGCCAACAUAUAACACUGUAGAGCAAGGAGAAAAAAAUAUCCUAUUUUUGUAAACAGUCUAACCGAGGUCAAUCAGACAUUUCUCAGCUGUAAUGACUAAAAAUUGCACAUUUAACAAAGCAGCGACUCAUCAGCUAUUGAUAUCAACAACAUCGGUACACGAAGGCCCACUUCAAGCUCUGCUGUAUCAUAUGUUGUAUGUAAAUGCAUGUUAUAUUUAGAUGUUACACACAAAAACAAGUCACUAUCUAGAAAAAAAAAAACUACAAAAAAGUGUAAGAUGCAAAGAUUUCCUGCAAUAUUUAAUUCUAAUACACAUAUAAUGAUUCAUGAUAAUGAAUAAAUAUGAAUAGCAGAUAUAUAAUUUGUAAUAAAUAUGGGGCCUCACUGUCAUAAGGAUGUGCUUUUAUGUAUUAUUUUAUCCUCAAAGUAUUUUAGUUCAGUUGUUUCAAACACUUUUAUCAUUGUGUGCUUGAUUGUUUGGUUCUAUGGAUUCCCCACAGGCUAUGCACAUGUUUUUUGCUCUGUCUUCAGUGUGCCCUCUUUCCCUUUGAUGCCUCUUCUCUAAAGCCUCUUUUCCCCUUUCUACCUUGAAGUGCUGUGUUUCAGUCCCCACUCUGCUGUGCUGCGCUAAUGUUUGUUGCAAUCAUGCAGGUUUUAGCCGAAAGACUGACUUUAAAGAGAUUGCUGCUUAUUGAUUUGUCAUGGUUGAAAAUGAUCCUGUGUUGCUGUGUCUUGUGCUUUAAAUAAAAUGCACUGCAGAUGCUCAUUUCCAUGCCCAACCUGGUCAAGUACUGUAUAACCAGUCCCCAGAGGACCUGAAGUAAAGUGGACACAGAUAUUAGCCAGAUUGAUGUAAUUCCACUGUUCUCCUGUUGGACCUGUGUAAAGACUGUUUGAGAGUGUAUGUAAUUAAAACCCAUCACUCAA
Molecule: messenger RNA, 3793 nt
Organism: Lates calcarifer (barramundi perch)
Lineage: Eukaryota; Metazoa; Chordata; Actinopteri; Centropomidae
Product: calcium-independent phospholipase A2-gamma
Exons: 11
Coding region: 259-2679 (806 amino acids)
Biological process (GO): arachidonate metabolic process
Cellular component (GO): membrane
Source: RefSeq, a predicted model, not a curated record